CAGGCGGGGAAGACGCCCACAGCAGGCGUUGUGUCCAGCCGGUGGCCGCUCCUCGCGCUCUCCUGGAACUCGGACUCGCAGCGAGGAGUCAUGGGCUUCGGGAAGUCCUCGCCACUCCUGGCUUUCAGCAUCUUGGUCCUGUUCCAGGCAGGCAGCCUCCAGGCAGCACCAUUCAGGUCCUCCCUGGAGAACCUUUCAGACCCUGUUACCCUUAGCGAGAAGGAAGGGCGCCUCCUGCUUGCUGCACUGCUGAAGGCUUAUGUGCAAGGGAAAACCAAUGAACUGGAGGAGGAGCAGGACACCGAGGGCUCCAGCAUCACUACCCAGAAGAGAUCCUGCAACACUGCCACAUGUGUGACCCAUCGGCUGGCAGGCUUGCUGAGCAGAUCUGGGGGUGUGGUGAAGAGCAACUUUGUACCCACUGAUGUGGGCUCCGAAGCCUUUGGCCGUCGCCGCAGGGACCUUCAGGCCUUAGCUGCUUAAUGACUCCAGGAAGAAGGUUACCAUGAAGCUGAACUCACCACUUCCUUUAAUUUCUGUUGAAAACAACUUGGUGAGAAGGCCCCAUGGAAGAUGUACAUGUUUGCAUCCUAAUAGAUAUUGAACCAAGAUACCUUUGUCACUUGAAAGGAAUGAAACGGAAUGCAAAAUAAGUUAACUCCAUACUUGUGUGCAUCCUUUUUAUAUUUGAUUCUAUGUGCAGUAAAAGUGAUGGCAUCUCUCAUAGGCUUUUCUGGUAGUAAAUUGGUUUUUUUUUUUUGAGAGCUUAAUGUUGUUUGUGACCACUCGGCCAUACCUUGAAGGUACAUGAAGUCACUGCCUCUUAUGGGUCUGGGGACACAUGGUAUUGAUGAUGCUAUGUCUUGUUAACUAAAAAUAAAUGAUGUAUUAUUUGUUUAAGGCAAUGUCAAAAUAUUGUGCAUUUGUGAACUUCAUCAAGAUUAAAAACAUAUUUUGAAUACACUUA
Molecule: messenger RNA, 967 nt
Organism: Sorex araneus (European shrew)
Lineage: Eukaryota; Metazoa; Chordata; Mammalia; Eulipotyphla; Soricidae
Gene: CALCB
Product: calcitonin related polypeptide beta
Exons: 5
Coding region: 91-483 (130 amino acids)
Cellular component (GO): extracellular region
Molecular function (GO): hormone activity; calcitonin receptor binding
Source: RefSeq, a predicted model, not a curated record